AUCAAGAAGAGCCGCUCGUUUCGCAUCCCCGAAGAACCGGACCGCGACGACGACAUGUGGGCGUGGCAGGAAUGGGCGGUGCACUACGGCGGCGCGCUGGAGAACCCGGUUCUGCGCGUGAGCGACCGCGGAAAGACUUAUGAGGAUGCGUGGCUGGGCGAGCCGCGGGACGGGGACGAUCCUUUUGACAGGGUACUGGCGAAUCUCAAGGUGCCGCGCAAAAGGCCCGGGGAGGUGACGCUGGAGGAUAUUUGGAGCAAAGAUUGGAAGAACAACCUCAGCAAAGGGAAGUGCUCGAAUGAGGAGCUCGCUAUCAGGUUCGAGUACGACCUCAGCUCACCUUGGGAGGUCGAUAUCACCAUAGACCCAGACAAGAAGGGGCACUAUCUGUGGAAAAUGGGCGAGCCGAGCAGCCAUCCUGAGCUUGUAAAUGCUAAAGGCGCGGCGCCAGUGGAGGAUGCUCUAAGCUAUCACAAUGAUAUCGACGGAAAGAAGAAGACGGUAUCGUCCUUGCUUUUUGAACACAGUGCGUUUGAGCGCUACCUCAAGGGGGAAAUUCGCUCCGUCGUGCGCAACACCGAGCAGGCCGUAUACGAGAAGGACCACCCGCCUGCGUCCGUGCUGGAAGAAAAUGACGAAGAGUCUGAUGAAGUGGAGGAAGAUGACCUGUAGUAGGUACGUCUUCACGGCUUCCCUCCGUGGAGGCCGCAGUACCUCCGCACCCGGAGCUCGCAGAGUCCAUCGAUCCUUCUCGCCAAGUACUAUAUGCAGCCCGUCUAAUGCAGUGUAC
Trametes versicolor FP-101664 SS1 is the source of this 790-nucleotide messenger RNA. RefSeq lists its product as uncharacterized. Lineage: Eukaryota; Fungi; Basidiomycota; Agaricomycetes; Polyporales; Polyporaceae. The coding region runs from base 55 to 672 and encodes 205 amino acids. The transcript is spliced from 4 exons. The record is from RefSeq and is a predicted model, not a curated record.